This is a messenger RNA of Ramularia collo-cygni, 1053 nucleotides long. RefSeq names its product related to reductases. The coding region runs from base 1 to 1053 and encodes 350 amino acids. The record is from RefSeq and is a predicted model, not a curated record. The transcript has 2 exons. Lineage: Eukaryota; Fungi; Ascomycota; Dothideomycetes; Mycosphaerellales; Mycosphaerellaceae.
AUGUCUUUCGCCCCUACAACCCCCUAUCAACCCUAUGCGGCUGCCCAUCAAAACAUAGCUGGUCCAGAUGAUGGCCGUCCUACAGCUCUCCAGAUUAUCAAGGACACGAACGCCGCCGGCACACUCAAGGGUAGAACGAUUCUCAUCACUGGCUGCAGCUCAGGGAUCGGUGUCGAAACUGCACGUGCACUGUACGAGACUGGUGCAAAGCUUUUUCUCACCGCCCGUGAUAUCCCAAAACUGGAAAAGGUCAUCGAUGACAUCGUAUCCAAUUCCUCAUCCAAAGAUACGCCUCGUCCGGAAUCAGUAGAGAUCCAUCUGGAUUCAUUGGACAGCGUCCGUAAGGGAGCUGAGGACUUCAAGCAGCGCUCAAACGGACAGCUCAACAUCCUGAUCAACAACGCGGGAGUCAUGGCCUGUCCCUAUUCAAAGACCAAGGAUGGAUUCGAAAUGCAAGUUGGUGUCAACCAUUUCGCUCACUUUCUCCUGUUUCAACUGGUCAAACCACUUCUGCUGAAGUCCGCCGCCGAUUCUGGUGUAUCCAGUCGUGUCAUCAGCGUGUCAUCUGCUGGCCACCGCGCAGGGGGUGUACGAUUCGAUGACAUUAACUACACGAAAGACCCUUCGUCCUUCCAUAAGUGGGCUGCCUACGGUCAAAGUAAGWCUGCCAACAUUUACAUGGCAUCCUCGAUUGAGCGACACUAUAGCUCCCAAAACUUACACGCAUCGAGUGUUCACCCCGGUGGUAUCAUGACUGAAUUGGGUCGUCACAUGGACGAAUCGGACUACAAAUUCUUGGACAUGGACAGUUUUAGGCGCUUUAUGAAGUCUCCAGCGCAAGGGGCUGCAACGACCGUUUGGGCCGCCGUGUCUCCUCACUUUGAGGGGAAGAAUGGCGGGAGGUACUUGGCCGAUGCUGGCGAGCAAGGUCCUGCUCCAAAAGAUGCUCCACUUGGUGCCGAUGGAUAUGCGCCUCAUAUCUACGAUGAGGAGGCCGAAGAGAGGCUGUGGAAGUUGAGCUUCGAGGCUGUGGGAUUACCCGCCGAUGAUUAG